UAUAUAUAAAGAAGAUAGACGUGAAUGAAAACGAUACGAGUUAUAAUUGCGGAAUCACGCGACCAAUUGAUUCUUCUCCCUCCACUCGAUUACUCUCUCGAUCUCUGCUUUCUCCGAUUGUUCGUUCUCGCGAGAAGGAAGCUUAGGUUUCCGUUUUGGUUCGUACAACUUCACCUUAAUCCGAGGUAGACAAACAAUUAUGGUUCACUUUUUGGCGUUAAACUCAAUUUAUCUACCAGUUGAAAAUAUGUUUUACGAUGGAUACGCAUAUCAUAGAACUACCUUUGAGCAGACUUACCGCUGUUAUCCCUCAUCCUUUAUUGAUAAGCCUCAGAUUGAAAGUGGUGGCAAGAUUAUAAUGCCACCAUCAGCCCUUGAUCGUCUAGCCUCUUUGCAUAUCGAUUAUCCAAUGCUCUUUGAGCUUCGUAAUGCUUCAACUGAUCGUGUUUCUCACUGCGGAGUCCUUGAGUUCAUCGCAGAAGAAGGCGUGAUUUACAUGCCCUACUGGAUGAUGCAGAACUUGCUGUUGCAAGAAGGAAACAUUGUGAGAGUUAGAAAUGUCACUCUUCCAAAGGGAACCUACGUGAAACUACAACCCCACACAACAGACUUUCUCGAUAUAGCUAACCCGAAAGCCAUCUUGGAGACCGCAUUGAGGAACUAUUCAUGUCUAACGGUUGGAGAUAGCAUUAUGGUCCCAUACAACAAUAAGAAAUACUUCAUAGAUAUAGUGGAGGCAAAGCCUUCUAAUUGUAUCAGCAUCAUUGAAACUGAUUGUGAGGUUGAUUUCGCUCCUCCCCUUGAUUACAAGGAUCCCGAACGACCUGUAGUACCUGCUUCAGCUAAAGCUAAUGAGGUUGCUGUGGCUGAAGCAGAACCAAAGUUUAACCCUUUCACGGGUUCGGGAAGACGUUUGGAUGGGCGACCUUUAUCCUAUGAACCGCAACCUGUUGCUGCUAACAGUAACGGCCAAUCACACUCUGUAGCAAGUAGUAGUGGGUCAGAGAAGGCUACACAACAAACUCAAGGGAAACUUGUGUUUGGUUCACAUGUAAACCGGGCUACUAAAGAGACAACAAAGGUUGGAGCUGGGAAAGAUAGAAAGCAAGAGGAAGAGGCUGAGAAGAAAGACAAGUUCAACGCUUUUAGUGGUAAGAAAUAUUCAUUGAGGGGUUGAACCAAUGUGUGGAACCAAUCUCUUGUCUUGUUUAUGAUGUUACUCGUGUGGUUAUGUAUUAUCCAUUGAAUCAAACGUUUAGAGGAGAAAAAAAAACACAAAUAAAAAGAAGACGAUGUAUGUAAUGCUGUUUGAUUCAUCAUCAUUUACAUUCUUAAUUUCAUAUUUAAAACCAAGUUGAUCCA
Arabidopsis lyrata subsp. lyrata is the source of this 1362-nucleotide messenger RNA. Its product is annotated as ubiquitin fusion degradation protein 1 homolog. The coding region runs from base 200 to 1177 and encodes 325 amino acids. Gene Ontology annotation, cellular component: VCP-NPL4-UFD1 AAA ATPase complex. The record is from RefSeq and is a predicted model, not a curated record. NCBI's taxonomy places the organism in Eukaryota, Viridiplantae, Streptophyta, Magnoliopsida, Brassicales, Brassicaceae. The transcript has 10 exons. Gene Ontology annotation, molecular function: polyubiquitin modification-dependent protein binding.